This is a messenger RNA of Capra hircus (goat), 658 nucleotides long. RefSeq names its product NKG2D ligand 3-like. Lineage: Eukaryota; Metazoa; Chordata; Mammalia; Artiodactyla; Bovidae. The record is from RefSeq and is a predicted model, not a curated record. Gene Ontology annotation, cellular component: external side of plasma membrane. Gene Ontology annotation, biological process: immune response; antigen processing and presentation of endogenous peptide antigen via MHC class Ib; positive regulation of T cell mediated cytotoxicity. The transcript is spliced from 4 exons. Bases 5 to 658 code for a protein of 217 amino acids.
GGCGAUGGACUGGAAGGCUGGCCCCGGAGCGCGUCUUGGUUUCGCGGCUCUGGCGCUGCUCGUGGCUCCCCGGUUCUGCACGGCGCGAGGCGAUGCUCACUCUCUUUCCUAUAACUUCACCGUCGACCUUCAGCCCGGACGUAGACAGCUGUGGUGUGAGGUUCAAGGGCAGGUGGAUGGAGAGGUUUUUCUCUCCUAUGAUUGUGGACAUGCUAAGAUCAUAUUCACAAGUCUACUAGGAGAAGAAGUGAAAACCAUAAAGGCCUGGGAAAUACAGGUCGAAACACUCAGAGACAUCAGGGACUGGAUCAAGGACCAACUGCAUGACUUUACACUGGAGAAACGCAUGGCCAGAGACCCCCUCACCCUGCAGGCCAGGAUGGCAUGUCGCUGUGAGGAUGACAGACACAUCAGUGGAUCCUGGCAGUUUGGCUUGAAUGGACAAAUGAGCCUCCACUUUGAUUUGGAGAAUGGCCACUGGAGAGUGGAUCACCCUGGAGGCAGAUGGAUGAAGGAGAAGUGGGAGAGUGACAGGGCAGUGACCGACUUCCUGAAGAAGGUCUCCAUGGGAGACUGUCGGGCUUGGCUUCAGGCUUUCAUGGUGCGCUGGGAGGAAAUGUUGAAGACCACGGCCCCCCUCGGGAGGAUCCAGACCUGA